Pristis pectinata (smalltooth sawfish) is the source of this 4551-nucleotide messenger RNA. RefSeq lists its product as uncharacterized. The coding region runs from base 103 to 2931 and encodes 942 amino acids. NCBI's taxonomy places the organism in Eukaryota, Metazoa, Chordata, Chondrichthyes, Rhinopristiformes, Pristidae. The record is from RefSeq and is a predicted model, not a curated record. The transcript is spliced from 17 exons. Gene Ontology annotation, molecular function: protein binding.
GCUGGUUCAGUGACAGUGAUUGGCGUGGGAGGUGACGGCUAGGCCUGGGGCCUGGGAAUGUUUGUGUGAAGAGCAGCGGGGCACAGGGUUGACGACAGUAACAUGGAGAACGGGACGACAACCAUCAGCGACCUGUUCCUUGCUCUGUACGAGAUGGGCUUUGAGGAGAGGCAGGUGCAGGCUGCUCUCCAGGCUGGAAUCCUCAAUGUUCAGGAAGCUGCUGAGUGGUUGCUCCAAGGGGGAGACCGCACCAAGCGACUGCAGGAGUCAGGGGUCUCAGCAGCUGGGGCAAUGUCGGCGUUUAAUCCCCCACUCGUCCAGGGAGUGCACAGCAGUGCAGUCAGCCAGAGAGGCAACACAUCCAGCAGUGGGAAACCCCAGCAAGCGUUGUCCCUCUCCAGGAGAAACCACAACCUGAAGGAGUUCGAGGAGCAGCAGAGGGAGCGUGAUGCUCAACAAAUCAAAGCCGAGAGGCGAAAGAAACAGAAGGACCACGAAUUGGCAUUGAAGAGAAUAGCCGAUGAUCGUGAAAAUCUGAAAGCAAAAUCACUACCAACCUGCCAGCCUGAUCCUCCUCAGCAGGGCCAGAGGUUAGGUGGCAAACUUCACACAGCAGUAGGAAAACAUUGCAUACUUAUGAUCAGGCUUCCAUCGGGAGACUCCCUGCGGGAGAGAUUCCAGGAGGAAGACACAUUGCAGAGUGUGAAGGAGUACAUAACACAGCGGUGCCCUGAGCUUCAGUCCAUCUCCCUCCUCCAGGGCUUUCCCAAGAGACAUUUCACAGGCUCCGAGCUGGGCAGCACAUUGGCAGACUUGGGGCUGAGUCCCACUGCCACUCUGUGCGUGCGGAAUGAGCAGUGCACGGCCACUGGUUCCCCAGACCUGCCGCCAGGCGCCUACACCCUGAGGACGACCAGUGAUACCAGUGGGGAUGUUGCUGUGCAGAGCGCCAUACCAGAGCGGCAGGUGGGAGUGUCUGAAUCCCAGCACCACUUGCAAUCGUGGCCCUCCCCUCACCGUGCCUGGGGGCGAGGGGAGGCUCUGGGUCACCGGGUAAUUGACAAUUUACCUCCCUCUAACGCGGAGCAAUCUCCAGCUGUCCCAGGAUGCAGGACCCAGCCAGAUGUGAGAGAGGCCAGGAUGCCAGGACUAAUGGAACCUCCUUCAAGAUUGAGGUCAACACACAGUUGGGGGCGGGGACAGAGGUUGGCAGCAGCUGGGAACAGCAGCCGCCCCAAUGAAGAGGAGCCCAAUGGGGAUAUCGAGGAAGUGGAGGCAGAGAAUCUCAUCCCACAGCAUCUGCUGAUCCCUCCUGCCUUUGACCCAGAAAUGAUCUUUCGCCAAAACGGAAACAGAAUCAGAAGUGGCUUUGAACCUCGGUAUCAGUGGCCCAAUCAGGGUAACCGUCUUAGGGAGGAGCUGGCAGUUCAGGAGAGUCGGAAGCAGCAGGAUCUGCCCAGUGUCUUGGCUCAGGCAGCCUUGGAUCGCCUAAACAAAGCAGCAGAGAGCCAGCCUUGCCACUCGCCAUUGUCCUCACAGAAGAAGCUGUGUCGAAUCACGCCAGUGCCCUCGCUGUUCAAUCUGGCGACUGGUAGUGCAGUAGUGCUGAUGGCAGCGCCCAGUAUGCAGUACAGUCGGAGCUUGGCUCGUCUCACCCCUGAGCUAGCAGAACAUCUUCUCCUCUACAUGAUCAAUGAGCGUCUCCUGCGGCCCAAGUCCUUUGAGAUCUUCUUCGGCUGUCAGAUUCAGAAGCUGGUGCUCGACUGCUACCCGUACGCCACCAAUGAGCUCCUGAGGCAACUGCGAGCAUUCCACUCCCUCAAGCACCUCAGCCUUGCGUCCUGCUCUCUAAUCACAGAUUCCAGUUUGGAGGUGUUGACUUGUUUGCAGAAGUUGCAGCACUUAAACCUGGCAGCGUGUGUGAAACUCACCGACAACUGUCUGUGCAGCAUUAAAGGUCUCAGUUGCCUUUCUCACCUGAUCCUGGACCAAACCAAAGUAAGCGAUGUGGGCAUGAUGGAUUACUUGGCCUGUGCUCCUGCGUCACUCGUUCACCUCAGUCUGAAUCAGACGGGCAUCAGUGAUGGGAUGUUGGCGGUGUUACCUUCAUCUGUUCCACAGCUUCGCCUCUUCAGCAUCAAACACACCAAGGUGUGCGAUGUUUCAGCCCUGAAGGAUCUCCCAUCUCUUCAGACCCUGCACCUGGACAACACGAGUAUCACUGAGGGUUCGCUCCGGGCACUGGGUUCCCAUUCCACACUGUCCUCACUCAGUGUGUCUGGCCUGCAGUCUCCCAGUGGAGAUGUCACACUGCAGAUGAUAUCUGGUCUUAAGUUGACUCACCUGAAGCUCCCAGACAGACACUCAGUCAGUGACUCUGGUCUCUGCUUCCUGUCUCUCUUGGAACGACUGCUGGAGCUUGACCUCACCGAUUACACACACAUCACGGAUGAAGGUGUCCGCCACCUUGCCCGGCUGCUGAGGUUGACCAAGCUGUCCCUGAGUAACACCCUGCUGACGGACGCUGGGUUGGUUCACCUGCAGCCUCUGAAGUACCUGGAGGAGCUCUGCCUCGACCGCACCAGUGUCGGCAGCAGGGCGGUGGCCCAGUGCAUCAGGACCCUGCCCCAUUUACAGGUGUUGAGCUUGGCAUCGACCGGUGUCGGGGACACGGUGGUGACACAGGGGCUGCUGCACUGUGUGCAACUGCUGAAGGUGAACUUAAGCCGGACUCGCAUCACAGACAGAGGCCUGAAGUACCUGAGCCAUACCAAGGUGGUCCAAGUGAACCUCGACGGAACAGGAGUGACGCUGCCUGGUAUCAGCGCACUGAUGGCAAACUGCCCCGGAAUCACCAGCAUCCGUGCCAACAACCUGCGCGCUCUCCCUCCGGACCAGGCCUCGGAUGAGGAGAUGGUGGCUGAGGACUGAUGAGUAGCCUGCAGUGAAAGAAGGAUGGUGUGUGUAUCCAACUAGGGCCACACCUGACCUGGUAGUGAGUGUCGGGGCUGUGCAGAGGGAGCUCUACUCUUAUCUAACCUAUGCUGUCCUUGCCAUGGCAGUGGCGAGGGAGCAUUACCCUGCAUUUUGUGUUCUUGGGAAAUGCACAGGGAGCAUUAUGCUGUCCCCGCCCUGGGAGUGUGUGACGGGACGGUGCGGACGGAGCUUCACCCUGUGUCUGACCCCGGGAGUGUGUGACGGGACGGUGCGGACGGAGCUUCACCCUGUGUCUGACCCUGGGAGUGUGUGACGGGACGGUGCGGACGGAGCUUCACCCUGUGUCUGACCCCAGAGUGUGUGACCAGACAGAGUACAGGGAGCUUCACCCUGUGUCUGACCCCAGAGUGUGUGACCGGACAGAGUACAGGGAGCUUCACCCUGUGUCUGACCCUGGGAGUGUGUGAUGGGACGGUGUGGAGGGAGCUUCACCCUGUGUCUGACCCUGGGAGUGUGUGAUGGGACGGUGUGGAGGGAGCUUCACCUUGUGUCUGACCCUGGGAGUGUGUGACGGGACGGUGCGGACGGAGCUUCACCCUGUGUCUGACCCCAGAGUGUGUGACCAGACAGAGUACAGGGAGCUUCACCCUGUGUCUGACCCCAGAGUGUGUGACCGGACAGAGUACAGGGAGCUUCACCCUGUGUCUGACCCUGGGAGUGUGUGAUGGGACGGUGUGGAGGGAGCUUCACCCUGUGUCUGACCCUGGGAGUGUGUGAUGGGACGGUGUGGAGGGAGCUUCACCUUGUGUCUGACCCUGGGAGUGUGUGACGGGACAGUGUGGAGGGAGCUUCACCCUGUGUCUGACCCUGGGUGUGUGUGACGGGACGGUGUGGAGGGAGCUUCACCCUGUGUCUGACCCGGGAGUGUGUGACGGGAUGGUGCGGAGGGAGCUUCACUCUGUGUCUGACCCUGGGUGUGUGUGACAGGACGGUGUGGAGGGAGCUUCAUUGUGUCAAACUCUUACUGUCCCUCUUUCCCCAGUUGCAAAUGUCCUGGUCGCUGGGUUUGAAUUGUGGGGAAGGUUUUAGAGGAAUAAUUCCUGCAACAUCCCCACAAUGGGCAGCCCCUGCAAACCCACUCACACUGCGGGAUGCAGUGGUUCACCGGUUACAUCGAUCGGUCUCAAACUUUGAACACGUUAGCUCGUACAGGGACAGUAACUGAAAGGUUCAGGCUGAUGGGAGCUGCUGUGAUCGAUGGUAUCUGAUCCAUGAGCAAUGAGACUCUGGAACAGCCAUGCAUCGAGCAUUGCUUUCCUUUCCUUUGGGUGGGGUUCAGCUAUGGUAUGCAUCCUGCUGCACCCCUCUCUCACCACCCGUCCCGGUAUCCUGCAACUCCCCCUAUCGCCUCUCUCCUGGUGUCCUUGCAGCUGUGUUUGGACUGUACUAAUCCACUGAUGUUUCAUGAGUGAACCACCCUCUUCACUGGCCCUUCACUACGUGUCUCCAGUUAUUUUCUGCAAAGUGCUUUAAGGUAGAAAUGACUGCUGUAAUCAAGGAAAUGGGUCAACUAAUUAUUGUCCAAUGUGUAAAUAAACACUGAUGUUUGUGAGA